GACUCCAAAUAGCUGCCAGACUUGUCCUGAUUUUACUCUCUCCUUCUCUUCUUUAUACCUUUCUCCAUUUUUCUUUCCAAGCUAGCUGUUAGUAAAGGAGCAAAAGGAAGGUGCUGCAGUUUAUUUUUCGAGGCUUUCUGCCGUGGAGUGUGUCGGGUUCCUCUCUUUCUUUGUGUGCUUUUGGGUGGCUUGUGCUCAACAAGUGGCUGAUGGAUUUAAUGCACUUGGAUAGCAUCUCCACAGUGAGCUCAUUACCACAGUAGCUCACAGGUCUCUGUUCUUAGAAUUUAUGGCUCUGAUGAAAAAGGACUCUAUUAAUCAGAUCUACCACCUCCAGCUGUCGUUAUUCAUUGGCGACACGCUGUGAGAGAAGGCUCCGCUCUGCUGUGCUACGGCGCGCCCCACUCACUCGUCCUUGACGCCCAAAUGCUGUUUGCCAAUUGUCAUGCCACCCGUCCUCUGUGAGUUAUGACGGCAGCUUCAUUGACUCAGGAAAAAGGCUGCUCCUUGGCUCACCAGUGAGCAAGUCGCAUGAUGAAGGAGGGUCCUGGAAGUCUGCUCUUCAAGGAAUCUGCCAGCAGGAUAUGAGUAUUUUGAGCCCUGUGACAGCUAACAAAUCUAACCUUGUGGGAAUUGUGGGAGGCCCAGAAGAAUACUCCAGAGUCAUGCAGUCAGAGGAGCUAUUCAGCAGGAAGCUCAAAGCCUUGAGCGAUAGCAUGGGACCUCCAGCCUCCAGCAUGCAGGGGAAACCUGAUGGUGCAGGCAAAACAAAUGGUACUCCGGCAAUGCCUAAAAUGGGUGUCAGGGCCAGGGUCACAGAAUGGCCGCCAAGAAAAGACGGAUGGGACGGGCGGCCUUCGCCUAACUAUCAGAGUGUGAUACCCGUGUUUCAGAACGGCCAGCAGGAACACACUGUGGAAAUACUAGAGCAAGGUGAAGCAGUCUGUCUGGAGGUGGACUACACUGACAAAUACACGCUGAGUGACUUUCUCUGCCACUCUCCGCUGAAGGGUCUGCACCCUAUCCGUCAGCGGAGCAACAGUGACGUUACCAUAAGUGACAUCGACUCUGAAGACGUAAUGGACCAGAAUGCCGUCAACCCAAACACUGGAGCCUCGCUGCACCGCGAGUACGGCAGCACAUCCUCCAUCGACCGCCAGGGCUUGACUGGGGAUGGCUUCUUCACCAUGCUUAAGGGCUACCGAGUUGAAACCCUGGACCACCGCAGUAUACCCCCUCUGGGUUUCCCCGAGUUGCUGCGCUGUGAUGCCUCGCUGUCCCCCAGCUUGCAGACAGCAGCACAAAUUGCAAGGGGUGAGAUAGUCCACAUUCCAGGCUAUGACUACAUAGACAGCUCCCUACUCUACAGCCGGGAACGGGAGAAGUCCUUCAUGAGACGUCUUAAAUCGGAGUCGUCAGAAACAUCACUGUUCAGGAAACUUCGGCCCAUAAAGAGUGAAAGUGACGCACUGCGGCUCUCAAUCGAGGACGACCGGCGACCACUCAGCUUCCAAAAAUGCUUCGCCCACUACGAUGUGCAGAGUGUGCUUUUUAACAUCAGCGAGGCGGUGGCGAGCAGAGCUAACCUGAGCCAGAGGAAAAACACUACUACCGGUGCCUCGGCCGCCUCAGCUGGAGCCGGAGCUGGUGGAGUGUCCGUAGUUGGAGGCGGUGCUGGACCUGGAGCAGGAGCCGAUGGUGGAGCAGCAGGAUGCAACAGUGCCAAUACCCCCAUGUUUGAGUCUCCACUGGGCAGCAGAGAGGACUUGAACCCAAAGGAGAACCUGGAUGCAGACGAGGGGGACGGGAAGAGCAACAGCUUGGUGCUGAGUUGCCCGCACUUUCGCAAUGAGAUUGGUGGCGAGAGCGAGAGGAAGAUCUCCCUCUCCAGAGCCAACAGUGUCAACUACAGCGGUUUGUCAGAGAGCUGCUCUUUCGAGUCAUCCCUAAGUUCACACUGCACCAACGCAGGAGUUUCUGUGCUGGAGGUGCCUCGAGAAAACCAGCCAAUCCACAGGGAAAAGGUCAAACGCUACAUCAUCGAGCACAUUGACCUUGGAGCAUACUACUACCACAAAUUCUUCUACGGGAGAGAGCAUCAGAAUUAUUUCGGUGUAGACGACCAUCUUGGACCCGUGGCAGUCAGCAUCCGCAGGGAGAAGCUAGACGAUGGAAGGGAUAAGGAAGGGACGCAGUACAACUAUCGGGUCACCUUUAGAACCAGUCAGCUGACCACCCUCCGUGGUGCCAUCCUGGAGGAUGCCAUUCCAUCCACGGCGAGACACGGGACGGCCCGCGGGCUGCCGCUCAAAGAAGUACUUGAAUACGUCAUCCCUGAGCUGAAUAUCCAGUGUCUGAGGCUGGCCAUGAACUCUCCCAAAGUCGCGGAACAGCUCCUCAAGCUGGAUGAGCAAGGGCUAAGCUUCCAGCACAAGGUGGGAGUACUCUACUGCAAGGCUGGCCAGAGCACAGAGGAAGAGAUGUACAACAACGAGAGUGCCGGCCCAGCGCUGGAUGAGUUCUUGGAUCUGCUUGGUCAGAGGGUGCGCCUCAAAGGCUUCACCAAGUACAGAGCUCAGCUGGAUAACAAGACGGACUCCACAGGCACGCACUCUCUUUACACAACCUAUAAAGACUACGAGCUGAUGUUUCACGUGUCCACCAUGCUCCCCUACACACCCAACAACCGGCAGCAGUUGCUAAGGAAGAGGCACAUUGGCAAUGACAUUGUCACCAUAGUGUUUCAGGAGCCCGGGGCCCUUCCUUUCACUCCAAAAAACAUCCGCUCUCAUUUCCAGCAUGUGUUUGUCAUUGUCAAAGUCCACAACCCGUGCACUGAUAACGUCUGCUACAGUGUGGCUGUGUCCAGAUCUAAAGACGUGCCUCCAUUUGGCCCCCCUAUUCCCAAGUCUGUAACUUUUCCAAAGUCUGCGGUUUUCAGGGACUUCCUGCUUGCCAAGGUCAUCAACGGGGAGAACGCAGCACACAAGUCGGAGAAGUUUCGGGCCAUGGCGACUCGUACGCGGCAGGAGUACCUGAAGGACCUAGCCGAGAACUUCGUCAGCACGGCCACUAUCGACUCAGCUGUCAAAUUCAGCUUCAUCAGCCUCGGAGGCAAGAAGAAGGAGAAGGUGAAACCCAGGAAGGACGCGCAUCUGUUCAGCGUGGGAGCGAUCACCUGGAGCGUCCGUGCCCGGGACUUUGGCCAGUCGCUGGACUUUGACUGCUUGCUUGGUAUAUCCAAUGAGUUCAUUGUGCUCAUUGAGGAGGAAUCAAAAAAUGUGAUCUUCAACUGUUCGUGCCGCGACGUCAUCGGGUGGACCUCAGGGAUUAUGAGCAUUAAGAUUUUCUAUGAACGGGGCGAGUGUGUCAUGCUGUCUGCUCACGACAACUGCGGAGAAGACAUCCGGGAGAUGGUGCAGAGACUAGAGAUCGCCACCAGAGGGUGCGAAACCACGGAGAUGACACUUCGCCGGAAUGGCCUCGGCCAGCUCGGCUUCCACGUCAAUUUCGAGGGCAUCGUAGCCGACGUGGAGCCCUUUGGUUUCGCCUGGAAGGCAGGACUGAGACAGGGCAGCCGACUGGUGGAGAUCUGCAAGGUGGCCGUUGCUACCCUCACUCACGAGCAGAUGAUUGACCUGCUGCGCACCUCAGUCACCGUCAAAGUGGUUAUAAUUCAACCUUAUGAAGAUGGCACUCCCCGAAGUCACUCGCUUCCUCCUCUGCUCAUGCCUGGCUGGACAUGUCCGACAGCUUCUCCUGCAACACCAGCUUCCAGGGGCUGCUCCGAGCUCUACCGCAUACCCAUGGUGGAGUACAAGGUGGACAGCGAGGGUACGCCGUGUGAGUACAAGACGCCCUUCAGGAGAAAUACCACCUGGCAUCGGGUGCCCACGGCUGCCGGAGCGCUAUCCCGAGGCUCGCCCACUCAGGGCCCCGACCGCUUGCAGUGUCAGCAGAUCCUCCAGCAGCACCAGGCAGCUAUCCCGCGAAGCACCUCCUUUGAUAGGAAGUUGCCAGAUGGUUCCAGAACUGUGCAGGAUAUGGAGAAUCCCCAGGUCACCUCAUGUAACAAGGGAGACCAGCACUACCGCAGUUCCCCCAGCAACCAGUCGUCCUCCAGUGAUCCAGGGCCCUGUGGCAGCAGCACAUGGUCCCAGCAGCCUGGAUAUGAUGGGUGUCCCUCCCCUAUCCUGCAUGAGCGGGUAGGGGACAUCCAGGGAGGGGAUGGAGAGAUCCACAGAGAGAGAGAGCCCACCCUGGAGAGGACUAGGUCUGCAGAGGCCAAAUGGCACAUCCCCUCCACCAAGAUCCUGAACCCUCUGAAGCAAAGAGAAGGAGGAAAGGACUCGCCCAACAAGCUGUCCAGGGCGGGUGAUAAAAACUCAAGCCACUCAAGUAGCAACACUCUUUCAAGCAACGCCUCCAGCAACAGUGACGAUAAGCACUUUGGCUCUGGGGACCUGAUGGACCCCGAGAUGCUCGGCCUCACGUACAUCAAAGGCGCAUCCACUGACAGCGGCAUAGACACUAAUCCCUGCGUGGCCCCCGGGGCCCGAGUGUUGCUGCAGGGAAGAGUCGGGGAGCAGGGACACCCGUGGGUGUCGGAGCACCACGAGGAUGGAGCGUCGGAAGAGGAUCAUGGGAAAAUGUACCUACCGCAGGGCUAUGCUUCUGCCAUUUUGUCUAGCCAUGUGACAGAGGGCAGUAUCGGGGACCUGAGCGAGAUCUCGUCCCACUCCAGUGGCUCACACCACUCUGGCAGUCCCCUGGCCCGUGGUGCCAGAUACUGUAUGUCUGCUGACUCCUCCAAGGUGUACACCAUCCCCCAGACCAGCAGCUCAGGGCCAGAGCUGGUACAGGGGUCCGGGCUUGGGCCCGGCUCAGAGGCUUGUGGACAGGCACGCACACAGUCCAGUUGCAAAUUCACAGUGGGCGCGAAGGCGACUGAUGAUGAUGAUGAUGAUGCCGCCCACAGCACUGAGGAACCUCCCAACAUUUCAGAGUGUGGAGGAGCGGAAAGCUUGUUAACCUUCCUUCUCACAAUGCUGUCUGAGCGUUCAAGGCAGUUGUACGCACAAGAGGCCGCAUGCCGGCUCCAGGCCACUGAGCGGGAUGGAAAAUCUCUGCAGAGACUCUCGAAAGAGGAAUACGUUAAAAUGAUGCUGCCCGACAGCCCGCCAGGAGAAGACAGGAGUCGCAAGGUAUCAGCAGUGGACAGCUUGUCCCCCAGACGCUCGCUGUACCGAACGCUGUCCGACGAGAGCGUGUCCAGUAACCGGAAAGGCUCGUCGUACGCCAGCUCGCACAGCUCCAUGCUGGACCAAGCCAUGCCUAACGACAUCCUAUUCAGCACCACCCCACCUUACCACAGCACGCUGCCGCCUCGCAUGAUCCACAACCAGGGCGCGUCCAACCUGCGGAAUGAGUUUUGGUUCUCUGACGGCUCCUUGGCGGACAGGUCCAAGUUCAGCGACCCGGGCCUCAUGCCCCUCCCUGACACUGCCUCUGGGCUGGACUGGUCUCACCUGGUCGAUGCAGCACGAGCCUUCGAAGACCAGCGCGUGGCGUCCUUCUGCACCAUGACUGACAUGCAGCGGGUCGAGGCUCUGCAGAUCUCGAGAGAGCUGACCAGACGGGUGGUGGAGGCGGAAGGAGCGGCGCUGGGAGCAGACUCCCCCUCCACACUCACUGGCAAAGUCAACCAGUUAGAGGUGAUCCUGAGGCAGCUGCAGCACGACCUCAGAAAGGAGAAAGAGGAUAAGGCGAUGCUACAGGAAGAGGUGCAGCACCUGAGACAGGACAACAUGCGACUGCAGGAGGAGAGCCAGACCGCAGCGGCGCAGCUCAGGAAGUUCACAGAGUGGUUCUUUCACACCAUCGACAAGAAACCCUAAGACACAGAGCGAGGGAGGGAGAGAGAAAGCAUGAUGGCCUUUAUUCCUCACGGGCACCCACUCUACUCCUACUUAAGACUCCCAGAUGAUCCACAGGCAAACAAACUAUAAAACAAACCAUUACCAGCUCCCAAGAGUAAUCAAGACGCUUUCAAACAACCCCAUGUUUUGGAGACUAUCGUGCAGUCCUGGGUGAGAAACCUGAAACCCCGAUCUGGACUUUUACUUUUGGGAUCGUCCUCUGUCUGAAGCGCAGGGUCGUGUCUGAUUUAACUGGUGAACGAGGCUCUUGGGGAAACACCACCCCCACCUCCAUCUCCAGCACUAAAGAGGAAUCAAGAAAGACGACCCAGGGCCCCGCCUGUCCACGGGAUCUUCUUACAGUAGAGGAAUGUAAAGCUCAUUUACUGUAGUGAACAUAUAAUCUACCUACCUACGUAUGUCGCAUCGGUCUACUGUACUGUAUACUCAGCCGUACUGUAUCAUACUGCACACACUGUCACACAGCUGUUUCUGUGCCGGCCGUCACGGACACAGGAAAGUAUAGAGGGGCGAGGCGAGAGGGAGGAGGGGAGGAAUGUACUGGACAUAAUGAAGUGGUACUUACUGUCUGCUUGCACCAAGAGGAAUCCACAUGUGGCGCUCUUGAAACGUACGGCGGGGAGGGGGGGAAAUGAAUGUAGCUCAACUGAGAUCUUUUUUCUUUCUUUCUUCUCCUGCUUUCUGGUUUCCAAAGUCGCAAAAGUUUUGAGGUUUGCUGUUUUUCAGACUUUUUGUUUCUUUGUUUUUGUUUUGUUUCUGAUGAAUUCCACAUUUUCCUUUCCUCUGUGUUGUAAUGUAGGGUCACAUGGCAGUAAUUUUGAUGUUUUAAAGGUGCUUUUCCCUACGCACAUUUGUCACUAGUUUCCCUUCACUGUCACAAUGUCCUAGCAAUAACAAAGUGGUAGUUACAAAACUGUGUUUUGUUUUGGUUUUUUUAUUUAAAUUUUUUGUUUUUAAUAAAAGAAGUUACCACAAGCGUGAAGAGUUCCUGUCGAGUCGCAGUUGUAUUUGACGUGUAUUUAUGAAACGAGGAAGAGACUGUGCCUAAAACUCUUGGUUGUCGGUGGAUUGUUUCUCUUUGCUUUUAGUCCUUUUUGUAAACACACGCCUUGUCUGUGGCUCACUGAUAGGAAAAAAAAAAAUGUGUGUGUGUCAGAGAGAGAGAGGUUAUGUGAGUGUGUGUGUGUGUGUAGUUUAUCACAGGAAAAUGUGUUCUUAUGCAGUGGUUUCUAGAGCAUUAGAGCAAGCGCCAGUGAACCACACUUACAAUGCCAAAUGUGUUUAUUUUCUGUACAUACCUGCCACAGAAGUGUCUUGUAUUUAACACUAUUAUUUAAGCUUAUUUAACCUAAAGUUGUUUAUUUUAUUAAAGGUAUUUGUUUUGUUUUUUGUUUUUUCUCCACUAAGGAGAGAUGAAGCUCUGUGUAUGUUGUAAAGUGUGUAGCUUGCCGGGGCAAAAAAAAAA
Messenger RNA from Maylandia zebra (zebra mbuna), 7404 nucleotides. RefSeq names its product signal-induced proliferation-associated 1-like protein 2 (gene sipa1l2a). Gene Ontology annotation, cellular component: cytoplasm. Gene Ontology annotation, biological process: regulation of small GTPase mediated signal transduction. Lineage: Eukaryota; Metazoa; Chordata; Actinopteri; Cichliformes; Cichlidae. The record is from RefSeq and is a predicted model, not a curated record. Gene Ontology annotation, molecular function: protein binding; GTPase activator activity.